This is a messenger RNA of Contarinia nasturtii (swede midge), 991 nucleotides long. Its product is annotated as polyprenol reductase-like. The coding region runs from base 56 to 394 and encodes 112 amino acids. The transcript has 3 exons. Gene Ontology annotation, molecular function: 3-oxo-5-alpha-steroid 4-dehydrogenase activity. The record is from RefSeq and is a predicted model, not a curated record. Gene Ontology annotation, cellular component: endoplasmic reticulum. NCBI's taxonomy places the organism in Eukaryota, Metazoa, Arthropoda, Insecta, Diptera, Cecidomyiidae. Gene Ontology annotation, biological process: dolichol-linked oligosaccharide biosynthetic process; polyprenol catabolic process.
UUUUUCAUUAUUUUCUUUGUGAUUCUCCCCUUAGGUAUACCCACGAAAUCUAUCGAUGAUGUUCGUCUUCUUCUUGGGAUGGUAUCAACAACUUCGGGCCAAUUUAAUGUUGGCCAAUUUAAGGAAGAAUCGUUCAGGUGACGUUAUAACUGAAAAACACCUUAUGCCCCAAGGUGGUUUUUUUGAUUUCGUUUCAUCGCCACACAUGUUCUUCGAAGUUCUAAUGUACACGGCUCUUACUGUCAUCCUAAUCGGCAAUACUUCAUGGAUAUGGGUAUUCUUGUGGGUUAUUGGAAAUCAAAUUGAAACUGCUUGGCUCACACAUAAAUGGUACCUUGAGACAUUCAAAAAUUAUCCGAAAAAUCGUCGCGCCAUCAUUCCACAAAUCUUAUAGAUUUUCCCAAUUUCACUGUGUGUCACUCAAAAUCUGACAGAAACGAGACCAGUCGGUUUUACAUAAUUUGGGGGCUAUAAAACCCAAUUUUAUAGCAAAAAAAGCGUCAGAUUCGGUCUUUUCAUGCCAAAAAAGCCCCCAAGUACUCAUUUUCAGAGCGUUUGAAUGGAUACCAAUUUUACUUCAAAAUGUGGACUUCAGAGGGGAAUAACCAAAUCAUUUUUUUUCAAAUGACUCAAUUUUUUCUAAAACGAAUUGUGUGGCAUGACUUUACUUGAACGGUUCUACAACGCCUGAUAGGUCACCCCUCUGGGAUAUUGCAUGAAUUCAAAAUGUUACUAGAGUAUAAACAGCCAAUUUGGGUUUUCCGGGAAACUUCGGAGGAAAAUUGUGGAAAAAUCUGACGUGAUGGGGGAAAACGAAUGAUGCCAUUGAAAUCAGCGCCUCCGAAUUAUGUAAAACCGACUGGUCUCGUUUCUGUCAGAAAUUUGAAGUUGAAAAAUGACGCACAGUGUUUUCGUUAACGUAAAUAGAGUAAAAAAAAAACAAAAUAUCCAAUAAUUAUACACUUUGAAAUCUCUUUUCGCUCUAAAUUUA